Molecule: messenger RNA, 567 nt
Organism: Stylonychia lemnae
Lineage: Eukaryota; Ciliophora; Spirotrichea; Sporadotrichida; Oxytrichidae
Source: the annotation of a GenBank genome assembly
AUGUUACAACUAACUGAUGAUAUAUUAAUCUGUGGAAAAGAACAAAAUUAAUACACUUUUGCUUUUGGUGAUUGGAAAAAUGGCAUUGCUAUAUGUAAAUUAAUCUAGAAGGGCAACUAUGAUUACUAGUUGAUUUAAGAGCAACAAAGAUUAAUUGAAAAAGGAUACGUAAGAUCAAUUGUGCUUGUUACUUCCAAUACUAUUGCUUAUUCUGAUAAUGAUGAUCAUUGCUUGAAGAUAUUUGACAUCGAGCAAAGAAAAUAAAUUCACUAAAUUAAAUUAGCCAAACAUCCUCAUAUCUUUGUUGUGCAAGACUAUGACUAUGAAUUGAACCCAUUUGCUUUUGUGAAAGAUAAUGAGAAGAUAUCAUUGAUUAAUCUGAGAAACUACCAAAUUGUCAAAGUCAUUGAUUCUAAGUAUAAUCAUUUUCUAUCUUGGAAUAAGAAUGGCAGUUUGAUAAAUGAGAGAAUUAAGAAAGAAGAAGCAGGAUCUAUCUACAGACUCAUUGAUGUUCAAAGAGAUAAUACAUCUGUAGAGAUAAGAGAGAUAAUAGUUAAACUGCCUUGA